This is a messenger RNA of Scleropages formosus (Asian bonytongue), 2980 nucleotides long. Its product is annotated as adhesion G protein-coupled receptor G3-like. Gene Ontology annotation, cellular component: plasma membrane. Lineage: Eukaryota; Metazoa; Chordata; Actinopteri; Osteoglossiformes; Osteoglossidae. The transcript has 18 exons. Gene Ontology annotation, biological process: adenylate cyclase-activating G protein-coupled receptor signaling pathway; cell surface receptor signaling pathway. Gene Ontology annotation, molecular function: G protein-coupled receptor activity. The coding region runs from base 252 to 2288 and encodes 678 amino acids. The record is from RefSeq and is a predicted model, not a curated record.
ACACAAGCGGAUUUGUCUAGGGAGUUUGUUCAUUUGCAUGAUGACAUGGUAUUAGGCUCCCUUUGCAAGGGAAAUGACAGGAAUGCAAAGCUCAUGGGUUCUAGACCUCUAUCUGAAAGGCCGGUUUUGUUAUUGUUGCAGUACAAACAUCCUUCACUUUUUCCAGUCAUUGGUGGCAAACUACUUGGCGAGGGCUGUGACUGUCUGUACGCUGGCGGUAAAAACCUCAAAAUCUCUGAAACGGACCAACGAUGCUGUGGAAUAUACUGGAGAUCAUCUUCGUCAUUUUGUCAUGCAACACAGAGGGGGAAAAAGCACAGUCCUGUAAAAUUUGGCAACACUCCCCAAGCAUCGAAUGCAAGAAAAUUGUGAUCGUUAAUGAAACAUAUUCAGGAGUCCUGCAAAAAGAGUCCUGCCAUAAUCCCUACAACAAUCAAGCGAUACUUGACACUGUUAUAUCACUGAACUCUAAUGGAACUUUAACAGCCAAUGGUUAUUUAGGGAAUUUUUUCCUAUCAACUGAAAACAACAGUUACAAAGUGUACCUGAGUCAAACCACUAUAGAUCAGGACCUUUCAUUGACCCUUGUAAUGACCAAACAGCAGAGUUCAUCAGGGAAACCGUGUUUGAAUGUAACUCUGAGUACCAGAAAUGUUUGUCAAAAUAAAACCUACAAUGAGAAUCUGUGCAAAGGUGAAAAAAGAUACAUUAUAAACAUUUUGGGAAAUUCCAUUAGUUGUGUGAAAUGUGAAAGGCUUCUAGCACCAGACAAAACUUUUUCUAUACCUGUGUGUAAUGCUACAAAUCAAGGAAAUCCCAGUUUUGCCUCGGGGCUGAUGAGAAACCUCACAUCACUGUAUGAUCAGAUGGGUAACGGGACGACCAUGGCCGUUUCUGCUGGAGAAAUCAAAGGGCUCAUGAUUAAAACAGAAAACUUGACUACAGAUGCUGAUUUUGCAAUCGAUGACUCAGGGAUCAACAUGGCUGAGGAAAGCAGUGCAACAAAGGAAGCUGCUACGUCAGUCUCCAUCCCCCUGGAGGCUUUGCAGAAAGCAAACUCAAAGGGCAAAGCUUUGCUUAGUAUUUUUGUAUUUCCAAACAUGUCAAAGGAUGCAAAGAACAGCACUGUCUUAAACGAUAAGGUUAUUGGAAUAGACAUGGGAGCAGAAAUUUCGGGCCUCAAAACUACCAUAAACAUCAGCUUCAACAAUAUUGUUAAUGUCUCAGCCAAGCUGUCUUGCCAGUCUUGGAACGGUAGAGACCCGCUCACCUGGACACCAAGCGGGUGCGACACCGUGCAACAGAACACAACCGUCACAUGCCAGUGUAAUCACUUGACAUUUUUUGCCGUGCUCAUGGUCCCAGACGUAACCAUUAGCGCCUCCGACUUCACAUCUCUCACAUACAUCACCUACAUCGGCUGCGGACUGUCCACGUUCUUCCUCUGUAUCGUCCUGUUCACACACUUUGUGCUGAGGAAAGCCAAAACCAGCCAAUCGACCAAAAUCCUCAUCAACCUUUUCGUCGCCAUGUUCCUGUUGAACAUGACGUUCCUUUCCAACGAGUGGGUCUCGUCACUGGAUAACGUCGCUGGCUGCAAGGUCAUGGCAGCGGUCAUGCACUACUCCAUGCUCGCGACCUUCAGCUGGUUUGCGGUCGAGGCCUUCCACCUGUGCUUCCAGCUGAGCAAGGGCUCCAGCAGCAACGGCGAUCAUUACGUACUCAAGCUGUGCCUCACGGGAUGGGUGCUUCCUGCUCUAGUUGUGGUCGUUCUUUUGGCCCUUGGAAAGUACAACCAAUACUCCAUUGACUUCAAUGAUGGGAGAAACGCAAAAAUGUGCUGGAUUACUGACAGUCUCGUUCAGUACGUUGUAAACAUUGGCUAUUAUUCGCUGGUUUUCCUUUUCACCUUCACUGUUUUCAUUAUUAUUAUUCGAAGACUAAUAUAUAUAAGAAGCCAGAAAAGCAACAGCGGUAAAGGAUCAGGAAAAGGGGACAUUUUUACUAUAAUGGGCGUGUGCUGCCUGCUAGGGAUCAGUUGGGGCUUCGCUUUCCUGAGCUACGGCCCCCUCCGCCUACCAGGCCUCUACAUUUUCACCAUUCUCAACUCCUUCCAAGGCUUCUUUUUGUUCCUGUAUUAUUGCAAAAGCUCCAACGUCCUGGGAGAUGGCAAAACUUUCAGCGUAUCAAGCAAAAGUACAGCAACUGUCUGCAGCAUCGUGGAACAAAAUCCAUACGCAAACUUCGAUACACUAAAAUCUGGCCAUACAGCCACCAGCCACUCAUAAAAGGCAACAGGAAGGAAGGCAAAAAAGGAACUUUGAGUUGCCAAAAACUCUUCUCACUCAGCAAAUGCUGAGCAUCAGUUGCAAUUACAACAUAAUGUAGGUAUUAAGAAGAUAAGUAGAUAAUACAAUAGGAAAUACUUAUGUAAAUUAGUCUUAUUUACCGAGAGCGAAACCAUUAUGAUUUCUUUGAGUUUUUCAAUUAGACUUUGAUGAAAACUUAUCUAAUGACACUUAGACAGAAACUACCACUGAACCUGUUAUUUUCGGAUAGCGGAAACAUUAGAGGUCAGCUAAGGUGAUGUCCUUAAGCCUGGCCUAAGGCAUCACUAUGGCCAUCCCCAACCCAAACAGCAUCUCAACAUCUGGCCUUUUUUUGUUUUUAAUGACAGCAAUCUAAGUGUUCAACUACUAUACAACAACAAAUGGUUUGUGGUAAUAAUAUGCCUAAUUAACAUUUCUGAAUUCUUAAUUUGUUAACAUUAUAUCACAGUCAGAAUUCAAUACAUACCUCUAUGUCUAAGUAAAAAAUGUAUACAAUACGUGCGUAACCAGAUGAGAAGUGCUUUGUAAUAAUGGAACUUUGGGUGUGUUCAGCUUUACCAAAAAUUAACAGCAUUUGUGUAAUUCAUGUAAAUGAAAUUCAUAAGUAAAACUGUUACAGAUCAAUAAAAGACAUGUUUUGGUUGAUUCUA